AUGGCAGAACAUUCAAGAGACACUAAAUCAUACGUCAGUGCUGAGGAUGCACGAUCAUUCGUGACCGCAGUUCUGGUUGGCAACGGAGUUGCCCCCGAAAAUGCCAACAUUGUCGCCAAAUGUCUCAUCGCAGCCGACCUCCGUGGCGUUGACACCCAUGGCAUGAACAGAAUCCCUUCAUACAUGGAGCGCGUGCGCCAAGGCGUCUUGAACAGCGCCGCAACACCGACUGUCACUCAAGUAACGCCAGUCGUCACCCAGGUGGACGCAAACAAUGGCUUCGGAUUCCUCGCCGCCGACGCCGGCAUGGCUGCGUGUAUCGAAUCUGCGAAGACGUACGGUAUCGGCAUGGCUAGUAUCAAGCAUUCCAAUCACUUUGGUAUGAGUGCUUGGGUAGUGCAGAAGGCGCUCGAUGCCAAUAUGAUGAGUUUAGUGUUCACGAACUCAAGUCCGGCUUUGCCGGCUUGGGGUGGAAAGAGUAAGCUGCUGGGUGUCUCGCCAAUCGCCUGUGGCGCGCCUGGCAAAGAUCAGCCGUUCGUAUUGGACAUGGCACCAUCGAUUGCUGCAAGAGGAAAGAUAUACAAAGCAAAGAGGAGGGGAGAGAAGAUACCUCUAGAUUGGGCAUUGGAUAAAGAUGGAAAGCCAACCGAUGACCCAGAAGCAGCACUCGAUGGUGGCGUGAUGCUUCCCAUGGGUGGUCCCAAAGGUUCUGGCUUAGCUGUUAUGAUGGACGUCUUCUCUGGUGUGCUCUCCGGAUCAGCGUUUGCAGGCGAUGUAACCAAUCCGUACGAUCCGUCCAGACCAUCAGACGUCGGUCACUUCCUCGUCGCCGUGAAACCAGACCUUUUCAUGAGCUUGGAGGACUUCAGAGAAAGGAUGCAGAUCUUGUACGAUAGGGUCACAGGUGCUGAGAAGGCAGCCGGGGUGGAAAGAAUUUAUUUCCCAGGCGAGCUUGAACAGUUACAACAGCAGGAAAGAGAGAAGAGUGGUAUUCCGUUGGUUCAAGCGGAAGUUGAUGCGCUGAAUGCGGAAGCGGAAAAGGUCGGCGCAAAACCAUUAGUUUUGAAGCAAGCUUAA
This is a messenger RNA of Alternaria atra, 1077 nucleotides long. RefSeq lists its product as uncharacterized. NCBI's taxonomy places the organism in Eukaryota, Fungi, Ascomycota, Dothideomycetes, Pleosporales, Pleosporaceae. Gene Ontology annotation, molecular function: oxidoreductase activity. The record is from RefSeq and is a predicted model, not a curated record. Bases 1 to 1077 code for a protein of 358 amino acids. The transcript has a single exon.